This is a messenger RNA of Parasteatoda tepidariorum (common house spider), 2120 nucleotides long. Lineage: Eukaryota; Metazoa; Arthropoda; Arachnida; Araneae; Theridiidae. The record is from RefSeq and is a predicted model, not a curated record.
UCUUGAAUGGUGCCAUAUUAUAAAUUUCUUGUUUUAUCAAGUUAUUGUUUUGUCACGAAUUUAUUAUUUUUAGUUCUUGGUUUUAUAUUAUUUUAUAUUAAAACCCUGGAUUCAUUCGCCAUUGUACCAAAACUGCUAUUCUCACAUUGCCAGAAUACUACUUCUCUUACAAUACUUAUACUGAAACUGGCUGAAAAAUUGCAAAAAAAUUUGCAAUUUUUCAGAAAGGGUAUGAAAGAGUAUUGUUCAUUAUCAAAAGCCAUUUUCUGAGUACAAUCAUUGUUUUUACUUCUUUUUAUGAAAAAGUGUAAAUUAAAUAAUUAAAAUAAAAAAAAUUUUAAGCCGUGAAUUUAUCAAUAACUUAAAUUUUAGAUAUUUUACUGUAAUUGUAACAUUUUCAUUGCAAUGGUUUUCCCCUUAUUUUUAGGAAGCCUUUAUUUGAGUGACGCUUCAAAUUCUAGUUUUAACUCCUUCCAAAGUGCCACCAAUGGUCCUCAUUUGUGUGAACUCUGCGGCAAACAGUUUCCCAACAAUUCCAGUCUGGUGACACAUUCCCGUAUUCAUACUGGUGAACGUCCAUUCACCUGCAAAGAAUGCGGACGAUGCUUCUCCCAAAAAGGAAACAUGAAAGCUCACAUGAUAACUCAUGAGAAAAUAAAGCCGUUCGCUUGUAACUAUUGUCCCAAACGUUAUACUACGAAGAAAUUACUAUUGGGUCAUGAAUUGGUAAAGCAUAAAUUCCUUUUUUUAGUGAUCAUUUAUUCCGGUGAUGUUACAAAUUCUAGUUUCAGUUCUCACUAUGACCUCAACUCUGUAAAUGUGUGUAACAUUUGUGGCAAAAGGUUUCCUUCCAAAUCAGGCCUUAACAUGCAUUCUCUCACUCAUACUGGAGAACGUCCAUACAUGUGUGAACAGUGUGGCAGAACAUUUGCACAGAAAGGGAACCUUAAAGCACAUGAAAAAACUCAUACCGGAUUGAAGCCAUUUGCAUGCAACUUCUGUGAGAAGAGCUUCACCAGUAAACGCCGCAUGUUGGAACACGUAGCUUCCAAACAUGGGUUCUAAUGAUGGAUUGAAAGCGUGAAAAAUAAUGUAACUAAGCAAUUUAACUCUUUAUUGGGCUAUUUUUUUAAGUAAUUCUAUAUAAAAUAUUUUUUAGGUUUAUUUAUAAAAAUUAAUUUAUUUGGUUUUUUACCUAAAAUUAACUUGACUUUUAAGCCAUUGUUUUUCUUCAUAAAUGUAACCUAUUGUAAAAAAUUUGGUCUUAAACUCGAUCUUCUGUCUUUAUAACUUCGAAGAGAAAUGGUCAUACAAAUAAAUGUGCUAUAAAGAAAAAGAAAAUGAUGGAAAUAAAAAUGAAAUAUGACCACGGAAGCUGACGUCUUCAGGGGGUACCGGCCCCGGUAGCCAUAAAAAGGUAAGAACUCUCCUACCCAUUCGCCUAUAGAGGUAACUAUGGUAACGAGGUAUAACUAUUUCAAGUAGGGAUGUGGGAUCAUUGUAUAGGACAGGUGUUGGCUCGGGUCGGCAAGAGAAAGGGAAUCUUUUUCUUUGGUCUACUGUGUUAGCCCUAGAGUGAAGAGAAGCUACCCUCCCUGAAAUCUGCAAUUUUUGUUUCCAUAACAGCAGACGGCCUCAGACUGUGGCAGGGGGAGUUCUUACCAUAGACAAACUAUAUAUUACCCGCAAUUAUGUGAACAAAGCCUUUCAUCACUAUUUUUUCUUAUUUUUUAAAAGUUAUUAUUAGAAACGGGCUACACAAUUUGCAGGUGGGGAAGUAGCUUCCCUUCAAAGUUUAAAAGUUAGUGAAAUCGAUGGGAAAUAUACUUACCACGGCAUUAUAAUGGGUUGAAUAACUUCAGUUACAUUAUUUUUCACGUUUCCUUAAUGCCAAAUUUAAUUUUUUUUAUAAAGUUUGAAGGCCUUAUUGUAUUUUAAAAGACAUACUUAAUUUUUUUUAAUCUAAAUCUUAUUAAUAUUAAGAUUUAUUGAACAUUGUUGUGGUUAGUAUGAAUUCCGGUGAUUACAUGUAACACAAUAAAAAGAAAUUUGUUCUGAUCGAUCAAAAUCUACUUUGUGAGUUGUACAUUUGUAUUAAAAUAAAACUAGUUGGACUAGGA